This is a messenger RNA of Anolis carolinensis (green anole), 1204 nucleotides long. RefSeq names its product coiled-coil domain containing 107 (gene ccdc107). The coding region runs from base 90 to 998 and encodes 302 amino acids. The transcript has 6 exons. Lineage: Eukaryota; Metazoa; Chordata; Lepidosauria; Squamata; Anolidae. The record is from RefSeq and is a predicted model, not a curated record. Gene Ontology annotation, biological process: synaptic transmission, cholinergic; protein localization to cell surface. Gene Ontology annotation, cellular component: intracellular membrane-bounded organelle; neuronal cell body; neuron projection.
AAGCCUAUGGUUAGCUGGGCUUCCGGCCUGCUUCCUCCUUGCGGAGGCUGUUUCCUGUUUCAACAUUUGCAGGGCGAGGCGGUUCCGCGAUGGCGGCGCUGGGCCUGUCGGCGGUGCAGCAAGUGGCGGUCUCGGUGGUGUUGGUGCUCUGCGCCUUCGUGGUGAUGCCCCGGAUGUUCGGCGGGGCCGGGAGGGCCAACCGCGGGGCCAAGGCCUCCCCCGGUCGCCACGAACCGCAUCAGCACCGCUAUGGUAGACCUGAGAGACUUCUCCAGUCACAAAUGAAAUCAGAAAAUUCUGACACUAAAAUGUAUCAGAGCAUUCAACAAAUGAGGAACGCAAUGGAGAAGGAGUUGAAGACUGAACGAAGUAGAGGGAAUGGCAAAGAUUUUGCUUUAACACUUAUGCCUUUAUAUGCUCUAGGUGUGGGAGUGUUUGCUGUGUACAAGUUCUUAAAGAUGAAAGCUCAAGAAGAAAAAUUAACCAAGAAUGAGAAAAACACAGAAGAUAAGACAAAAGAAACAGAACAGCAGCUAUUGGAGCUGGAGCAACAUCUAGCUCAAACAGAGAAAAUGCUGAAUUCUUUGUUAACUCAGUUAGAUCCACUUUCGAGCUGCAUUAAUGCCUUGGCCUCUGAACAGAAAGAUGAAAUUAUGGUACAACUUGAGUCCAUUAGGAAGUUGAUGAAAGAAAGUGGAUUGGACAAGUCAGCAAUGAAACCACAAGAUAUUAGCCAUACAUGCCAAGAGAAGCUUGAAGAUCUUAUUCAAUCAUUCGGUGAACCUCCUAAAACAGAGAUGAGCGAGGAGAGUGAUGAAAAAUGUGAGCAUGAAGUGUUAUUUGAUGACACUGAGGAACAUGGUGAUGAAGAAGAGCAUGAACACUUGGAUCACGAGUUCUUACUUAAUCUGAUGGAGGAACCAAAGAUGGAAGCUGUUGAAGUAGCUAAUCUAGAUUCAGCAGACAUUGGAUUAAGACGACGUAUUAGAAAUGAAUAAAACAGAUAGAAGUCAGUGAUGAAUUAUUGCACAUCUUAUUAUGCACUUUUAAAUUAUCCUGUAAUAGGUACACAUUUACUGUAAUAUGCUUUGAAAUGAGAUAUUUAUGAAACUUUUCUAUUUAUUUAUAUUAUGCUGAAAGUCCAAUAUGCUAUCGAGUUUUAUCAUAUUUUUACAAUGAUUAAAGUUGAGGAAUGGCAACGAAA